This is a messenger RNA of Quercus robur (English oak), 1171 nucleotides long. RefSeq lists its product as uncharacterized. The transcript is spliced from 3 exons. Bases 201 to 845 code for a protein of 214 amino acids. Lineage: Eukaryota; Viridiplantae; Streptophyta; Magnoliopsida; Fagales; Fagaceae. The record is from RefSeq and is a predicted model, not a curated record.
CUUCUUAUUCCAUCUUUUUUACUAUAAAUAAACUAUUUCUCAUUCAAUCCAUAUUUCCCACACCAAAAUAUGAUAACUCUCUCUCUCUCUCUCUCUCUCAUAGUUUUUUUUUUGGUUUCCUUUUGGUGGGUUUAUAAUUCUUUCUUGCGUCUCUACUAUAGGUUAUAUCAAUCUCCCAGAAUUAUUUUUCCAAGGUCGGUAUGCAGAAGCACCAAGUUGUUCCAAAAUUUGUUGCCAACUGCAACAACUCAGACCCUGGUAGUCCAAUAAUUCGUGAAGAAAGAAAACAAUCAAUAAAAGAGUCAACUUCCAUUGCAUCACUUUUUCCACCCAACAACUCUGACACUGAUGAUGAUAGUUCAGAGUCCAAUGAAACACCUCCGAGAUUUUCUCAUUUUUCCAAUUCCAUAAUGUCAAUUUUCUCACCAGCCAGGUCUAGUGUUUCUGAAAAUUAUUUAGAAAUAAUAAUUCCAAAUUCUUCCAUUACCAUACCUUCCUCAAUUCCACACCUCUUUCCACUCCCUAAUGGACCAACAACAAGUCUUUCCAUUCCAAUAAUCUUCCCACCCACCAUGUCUGAGACUGAGACAGAAGACGGUUGCUCAGAAUCUAACAAAACACCUCGUGCAGAAACACAAGUCUUUGAUUCCAUAGUUCCAGUCUUACCACCAGCCAGAUCUCAAACAGACAAUAGUAGUUCCAACAAUCAUGAAAUAAUUCCCACUAAUCCUUCCAUUUCCAUGUCAGCAAGUCCUAGACAUACAAUCCGAACAGCAAUCUUCAAUCACUUGACUGUUACAUGCACAAGUUGUUGCAGGGCAGGUGGGAUCUUUGAAGAUUGGUAGCUGUGGUGUUUUCCUUGAUUUGUGCUAAGAUAGUUGGUAUUUUAAUGUUAUGUCAGUUGUAGUUUCUUUAAUGUUGAGUUGUUAUUUUGUUCUAACUUUUAGGAAUUGAGUCUAUUGUUAUUUAGUUCUAUUUUUUAGGAGUUGGAGUUUAAGAGGAUCACGAUUGUGUUAGUGGUCCUGAUUUUAUGCUUUGGAACGUUGCCAUCUACUUGUAUAAAUUCAGUGGCUAUUGGAAUAAAAGUUAUAUGACCCUGAUUUUAUAUGGCCCAAAUUCAGUUGCCAUCUACUUGUAUAAAUUCAAUGGCUAGUGGUCCUGAUUUUAUAUA